UGGUGCUGUAUGGGGAGACGCAGAGUCGCCGCUGCUUUGGUGCAGAAUGAGGCAUGAGUGCUCUCCGGUACUGCGGCAAUGGGAAGGCCUCUGAUUGGCUCCCCGGACGGGAACAGGAUCGAGGUGCCGUCGACAUCGCGUGCUCCUACAAACUUCUUCCUCGUGAGGUCUGCGUACAUGACUCGGAUGUACCUAAAGCUAUAGGCAGAUAUGCUCACCUCUCGCUGUGAUGGACGUGUGUAUCGUGCCGUCGCGCCAUACGUCCGACGGCUGCGGGCGUCGAACAGACACUACGCCUCGGUAGCAGACCUUUCAUCUCUGCCCAGACAGGGGGACCAUCUGCAUGGCUUUACGCUGCAGCGAACGAAGCAUGUCCCUGAACUGGAGCUGUCUGCCUUGCACUUCCGGCAUGACAAGACUGGCGCGGAUUACCUUCACAUCGCUCGUGAGGAUAAGAAUAAUGUCUUCGCCAUUGGCUUCAAGACCAAUCCGCCAGACGCCACCGGCGUGCCGCAUAUACUGGAGCAUGUCACGCUUUGUGGCUCGGAGAAGUAUCCGGUCCGCGAUCCCUUCUUCAAGAUGCUUCCGCGCUCUCUACAGAACUUCAUGAACGCCAUGACUAGUGCUGAUCACACAACGUACCCUUUCGCUACUACUAACCCGCAGGAUUUCCGCAACUUGAUGUCUGUCUACCUUGAUGCCACCCUCCAUCCGCUGCUCAAGCGAUCAGACUUCGUGCAAGAAGGCUGGCGUAUAGGGCCCGCGGACCCACGCGCAAGCGAUGCACAGCAUCCGGACGAUCUGAUCUUCAAGGGCGUAGUGUACAACGAGAUGAAAGGCCAAGUGUCUGACUCGACCUACUUGUUCUACAUACAGUUCAUGGAGCAUAUUAUCCCUGCCCUCAACAACAGUGGCGGUGAUCCAAGUAAAAUGACCGACCUUACCUAUGAGCAGCUCAACAGAUUUCACAAGGCUCACUAUCAUCCUAGCAACAGCAAGAUUGUUACAUAUGGUAACCAGGAUUUGGAGCAGCAUCUUCAGUACAUAGGUCAGAAGCUGGACGGCUUCGAUAAGAUCAACAUCGACACUGAUAUCAAAGAUGCGGUCACCCUUGACAAGCCGGUAGAAGUUGUGGUAAAGGGUCCCAUCGAUCCACUUGUGCCGCCGGAGGCUCAAUACAAAUCUUCAAUCUCCUGGCUUACUGGUAGCCCGGCGGAUGUUUACGAAUCGUUUGCGCUGCAGGUUGUCAGCAGUCUUUUGCUGAACGGCUAUGGAGCGCCGCUCUAUCGUGCGCUUAUAGAAUCCGGUCUGGGAACGGACUUCUCACCAAACACUGGCUACGACUCGUCAACCGGACGGCGCGGUAUCUUCACCAUUGGGUUGACCGGAGUGAGCGAAGACAACGUGCCUAAUAUGAAAGAGCUGAUCUAUGCCACUCUCAAUGAACAGGCAGAUCAAGGGUUUGAGAAGCAGAAAGUUGACGGCAUCCUGCAUGCGCUUGAGCUUUCGCUAAAGCAUAAGACUGCCAAUUUCGGACUAGGCAUAGCUCAGGCGCUGACUGGCAGCUGGUUUAACGGUGUCGAUCCGUUUGCAUCGAUGGACUAUGGCAGUAUUAUCAACCGUUUCCGCGAAGACUGCGAGGAAGGCCCAUACCUAGAGGGCCUGAUAAAGAAGUAUUUGCUUACUGACCACACGCUCACUUUCACCAUGGCGCCAAGCUCAAGCUUCGGCGCCGAAAUCGUUGCGGAGGAGGCAGCGAGACUGAAGUCCAAAAUCGAGGAGACUGUCAAACAAUUCUCAAGCAAAGAAGAAGCACAUCAGCACUUACGCGACCGAGAACUCGAGCUUCUCGAGGAGCAAGACAAGGGUAAGACGGAGAAUGUCGACCUGCUACCCACUCUGCACGUCACCGACAUCGAGCGUCAGCAAUCCUGGUUUGAAGUACGAGACAGCGCGCCCGAUGAGUGGACCAAAGUACAGUGGCGCGAGACAGCCACGAAUGGGCUGACGUACUUUCGAGCACGGACGCUGUUCGAGAAUCUACCCGAUGAGCUGCGUAUGCUUGUCCCGCUGUUUUGCGACAGCCUGAUGCGCAUUGGUACGAAAGACAAGUCCAUGGAGCAGCUUGAGGAUGUUAUCAAGCUCAAGACGGGCGGUAUCAGUUUCGGGUACAAAUCAGGUACUUCCCCUUACGACAAUCUCCAAGCGAGCGAAGGCUUUAGCUUGAGCGGUUACGCGUUUGAUCACAAUGUUCCAGCUAUGUACGAGUUGUUUCAGACGAUUCUGGUUGAGACGGACUUCGACGCACCGAAAGCGCAUGGAAUGAUCAAGGAGUUGCUCCGGGCUGGCGCUGAUGGGGCUGUUGAUGGCAUCGCGAGCAGUGGGCAUGGCUAUGCUGCUCGGUAUGCGCGGUCAGGGCUCAGUUUGAGUAGCAAGUGGUCCGAGCAGAUUGCUGGGUUGACACAAGUUAAGCUCAUCACUAGCUUAGCCUCAGCCGAGGACAACCAGGACGCGAUGAACAGCCUCAUAGGCAAGCUAAAGACGAUUCAAGCCAUUGCAGUGACAAGCAUGAAGACGGACCUGAGAGUCGCCCUGACCUGCGGCAGCGAGGCGUCCAGUGCCAACGAGACGGCUCUGCAGCGGUUUCUGGACCGUACACGAGCCAGACACUUCGACACACCGCUCCCUGAUUUAGCUACUUCCCGCAUGGCUCAGGCAUACCCUUCGCUCGGCCAACGCACCUUCUUCCCCUUUCCAACCUAUCAAGUCUCGUACACUGGCCUGGCACUUCCUACCGGACCCUACACCUCCCCCGCCACGGCGCCCUUCGCCAUCCUCGCUACGCUGCUGACGCACAAACACCUGCACCACGAAAUCCGCGAGAAGGGUGGAGCUUACGGCGCCGGCGCGUCCACGAACGGCACCGCCGGUUACUUUGGCAUGUACUCUUAUCGUGACCCGAACCCGGUGAACAGUCUGCAGAUCAUGCAACAUGCUGGUCGCUGGGCUGCGGAGCGGGAGUGGAGUGAUCGGGAGUUGGAGGAGGCGAAGUUGAGUGUUUUCCAGAGCGAAGAUGCGCCUGUUAGUGUCAAUCAGGAGGGCAUGACGAGGUUUGUGCACGGGAUUGAUCAUGAGAUGGAGCAGAGGAGGAGGGAGUGGUUGUUGGAUGUUGACGCGGGACAAGUUAGGGAGGCGGCGGGGAAAUUGAAUGAGGCUUUGGAGGGGUUGGGAGGGGUUAACGUGGCGGUGUUGGGCGCGAAGAGGGACGUUGUGGAGGUGGGAGAGGGAUGGACGACGAGGGAUAUGGGGCUUGCGGUCAAGCAGGGAGGCGAAGAGGAAGAGCAGGAGGGUGCUUAGACAACUGAG
Molecule: messenger RNA, 3366 nt
Organism: Baudoinia panamericana UAMH 10762
Lineage: Eukaryota; Fungi; Ascomycota; Dothideomycetes; Mycosphaerellales; Teratosphaeriaceae
Exons: 2
Coding region: 211-3357 (1048 amino acids)
Biological process (GO): protein processing
Cellular component (GO): mitochondrial matrix
Molecular function (GO): metal ion binding
Source: RefSeq, a predicted model, not a curated record